UUCCUCCCCGCGGCCCCGCCCUGGCCCGGCCCAGCCGCGCGUCCCUCCCGCUGCCGAGCCCGGGCGCCCAGGCGAGAAGCCGACAGACUGGCGGACGGACGCGCGGACAAGGGGACCCACGGGCGGCGCGAUCGCGGGGCCUCGAGGAGCAGGUGUGGGUCCGGCACGAGGUCCUGGACUCCAGCCACAAGGCUGCCUUUCCGUUAGCAGCCGCCACCAACGGCGCCAUGAGCCAGCUGGGGUCUGUGAGCGGCCGCCCGGAUGCUGCCAAUGGCAGCCUGGGCCGGUCUGACGGUGUGGCCAAGAUGAGUGCCAAGGACCUGUUUGAACAGAGGAAGAAGUACUCCAACUCCAACAUCAUCAUGCAUGAGACUUCCCAGUACCACGUCCAGCACCUGGCCACGUUCAUCAUGGACAAGAGUGAGGCGAUCAUGUCAGUGGACGACGCCAUCCGGAAACUGGUGCAGCUGAGCUCCAAGGAGAAGGUGUGGGCACAGGAGAUGCUGCUGCAGGUCAAUGACCAGUGUCUGCGGCUGCUGGACGUGGAGACCCAGGAGGAGCUGGAGAACUUCCCGCUGCCCACCGUGCGGCACAGCCAGACGGUGCCCGACCAGCCGCGGUGCCCCUCGGUGCUGCUGCUUGUGUGCCAGGACUCGGAGCAGAGCAAACCCGACAUCCACUUCUUCCACUGCGACGAGGUGGAGGCGGAGCUGGUGCACGAGGACAUCGAGAGCGCGCUGGCCGACUGCCGUCUAGGGAGGAAGCUGCGGCCGCAGACCCUGAAGGGCCACCAGGAGAAGAUCCAGCAGCGGCAGUCCAUCCUGCCCGCCCCCAGGGGCCCAGCCCCCAUCCCCUUCCAGCGCUACAGCGGUGACUCCCCGGCCACGAAGAACCGAGUGGGCCCGCCGAUGCCCCUCCCUGAGCCAGGCUUCCGCCGUCGGGAGUCGCAGGAUGAGGAGCCCCGCGCGGUGCUGGCUCAGAAGAUAGAGAAGGAAACGCAAAUCCUCAACUGUGCCCUGGACGACAUUGAGUGGUUCGUGGCUCGGCUGCAGAAGGCGGCAGAGGCUUUCAAACAGCUGAACCAGCGGAAGAAGGGGAAGAAGAAAGGGAAGAAGGGGCCAGCAGAGGGUGUCCUGACGCUGCGUGCACGGCCCCCCUCUGAGGCCCAGUUCAUCGACUGUUUUCAGAAAAUCAAGCUGGCUGUCAACCUGCUGGCCAAGCUGCAGAAGCACAUCCAGAGCCCCAGCGCGGCUGAGCUCGUGCACUUCCUCUUCGGACCUCUGGACCUGAUCAUCGGCACCUGUGGGGGCCCAGACAUCGCACGCUCCGUCUCCAGCCCCAUGCUUUCCCGCGAGGCCGUGGGCUUCCUGCAAGGCCACCUAGUCCCCAAGGAGAUGACGCUAUGGGAGUCACUGGGGGAGACAUGGACGCGUCCCCGAUCAGAGUGGCCACGGGAGCCGCAGGUGCCAGUCUACGUGCCCAAGUUCCACAGCGGCUGGGAGCCACCCCUGGACGUGUUCCAGGAGGCUCCCUGGGAAGUGGAGGGGCUGGCGUCUGCCCCCGACGAUGAGCCGACUCCCGUGAACCGAUCAUCCUUCCGAAACUCCCCCAAACACAGCCUUGUAUCUGAGCCCACAGCUCCAGCUCCGGGAGACCCUCUUCCCCCAGUCAGCGCCCCACAUGCUCACAGGGGUUACGAACCGGGGCCAGCCAUGGCCAAGUACGUCAAGAUCCUCUAUGACUUCACAGCCCGCAACGCCAACGAGCUGUCGGUGCUCAAGGAUGAGGUCCUGGAGGUGCUGGAGGACGGCCACCAGUGGUGGAAGGUUCGGAAUCGCAGCGGCCAGGCGGGCUACGUGCCCUGCAACAUUCUGGCUGAGACUCGGCUGGAGGAGGCACCCCCGCAGCAGGCCAGUCUGAAAUAUUGGGGUCCUGCCAGCCCCACACACAAGCUGCCCCCAAGCUUCGCAGGGAACAAAGACGAGCUGAUCCACCACAUGGACGAGGUCAACGACGAGCUCAUCAAGAAGAUCAGCCACAUCAAGGCGCAGCCGCAGCGGCAGUUCCGCGUGGAGCGCAGCCAGCCGGCGGCCGUGCCGCUCACCUACGAGUCGGGGCCGGCCGAGGUCCGCGCCUGGCUGGAGGCCAAGGCCUUCAGCGCCCGGAUCGUGGAGAACCUGGGCAUCUUGACGGGGCCGCAGCUCUUCUCACUCAACAAGGACGAGCUGAAGAAGGUGUGCGGGGAGGAGGGCAUCCGCGUGUACAGCCAGCUCACCGUGCAGAAGGCCGUCCUGGAGAAGCAGCCGGGCGGGUCGGAGCUGGAGGAGCUCAUCAGCAAGUUUCAUUCCAAGACCCAGCGGAGGCUGGAGGACGACAGCUAGGCCUGGCCGGCAGGGCCCGGCGCCCUGCGGCUGGGGGAGACGGAGACGCGCCUGCGGAGAGGCCCGCCCCAGUGCAUGGAGUAUUAUUUUUGUAUGUGUGUAUACUUUGGACCACGGACACGGGUGGUGAGUGGUGCCAGCUGGGCACCGCUCACCUACUUCAUGGCACAGGCCUGUCCUCAGGCUCGACAAGGCCUCAGCCUACACCUGUCUGCCUGCCCGGAGGCCUGCCUCCACCAAAUAGCCACCUGGAGAUGCCAGCCCCUCAUGCCCCUGCCCCGAAGCCAGCGCCCUGGCUUUUCCAGCCCUGCCCAGCCCCCUUCCUCCCAUGACGCCUCUCCCUGAGGCUGCAAAGCCCCCAGGAGGCAGGCAGGGACCUGAACUUUGGCCCCCCAUCCCCUUGGGGGUUCCUCCUGGCACUCGUGACCCUGGCCCCAAACCUCACCUCCACGGCUGCUAGUUUUCCAUGCACCUGGCCCUCCACACCUCUGGGUGGGCUGUGGGCCAGAAGGGCAGCUGACCUGACCACUGGCUCUGAGCUGGGCUUCGCCCCCAGAUAUCGCCCAUAGCUCCACCCAGCACGCUGCUUCUCAAGGGUGGCCUGGGGAGGUGCUCCGAGCUCCCCUGGGGUGGGUGCGUGCUAUACUCCCUCCGCCCUGUCCAGGAUGGGGGGGGCGAGAAGGGGUGUCCAGAUAGCCUGGACACGUACUCACUCAAGUACGACCUUAGACAGCCCCACACACACCCAAGGCAGAACUCAAGGAGGGAACUUGGUCCAACCAAGUUUAAGGCCAGGCUUGCCCUGUGUGCUGUGUGGGUGGUGGGUGAGUCUUGGAGCCCUGAACUCUGCCGGUUACACCUAGAGAUGAGAGGUGGCUACAGUUCAAAAGCCAUGUCAUUAAACCAGGGAAGCGUCCCGACA
Lutra lutra (Eurasian river otter) is the source of this 3303-nucleotide messenger RNA. It is a transcript of the gene EPS8L2, whose product is annotated as EPS8 like 2. Lineage: Eukaryota; Metazoa; Chordata; Mammalia; Carnivora; Mustelidae. Bases 228 to 2381 code for a protein of 717 amino acids. Gene Ontology annotation, cellular component: plasma membrane; vesicle; ruffle membrane. The transcript is spliced from 21 exons. Gene Ontology annotation, biological process: positive regulation of ruffle assembly; regulation of Rho protein signal transduction; Rho protein signal transduction. The record is from RefSeq and is a predicted model, not a curated record. Gene Ontology annotation, molecular function: actin binding.